UUAUACAAAUGUCGCUUUUGCGGGCUCUGCAGGCUCUGCUAACAAAUCGGUCGAAUGUUUUCAUUGCGUUUGACGUCGGAGUCUCCCAUGCCCGAUCGUGUUUUGGAGUAACAUUACGAAUGAUACGCACGUCAGACUUCUCAUCACAUCAUGUACAUUAAGCAGGUAAUUAUCCAAGGAUUUAAGUCGUAUCGUGAACAGACAGUUGUCGAGCCUUUUGAUCCAAGACACAAUGUAGUGGUUGGCAGAAAUGGUUCUGGAAAGAGUAACUUCUUUUACGCGAUUCAAUUUGUCCUUAGUGAUGAAUUCUCUCACCUCAGACCAGAUCAGAGACAGGGACUGUUGCAUGAAGGAACAGGACCUCGUGUUAUAUCUGCCCAUGUAGAAAUCAUAUUUGAUAAUUCUGAUGGAAGAUUACCGAUCGAUAAAGAUGAAGUUUAUUUAAGGAGAGUAAUCGGCUCCAAGAAGGACCAAUAUUUUCUCAACAAAAAGAUUGUAACAAGGAAUGAUGUAAUGAAUUUAUUAGAGUCGGCAGGAUUUUCUAGGUCUAAUCCAUAUUAUAUUGUAAAGCAAGGAAAGAUAAACCAAAUGGCAACAGCACCAGAUUCGCACAGAUUGAAAUUAUUAAGAGAGGUAGCGGGUACUAGAGUAUAUGAUGAUAGAAGAGAAGAAUCAAAAUCUAUUUUGAAAGAAACAGAAGGAAAACUAGAAAAAAUCGAGGAUUUUCUGCGAACAAUAGAAGAGCGUUUGCAAACACUUGAGGAAGAAAAGGAGGAACUGAAAGAAUAUCAACGUUGGGAUAAACAACGUCGUUGUUUAGAAUAUACUAUCCACGAACGUGAACUUAAAGAAAAUAAAAGAAAAUUAGAAGAGCUCGAGGAGUCUAGAGCGAAUAGUGGAGCCGAGCAGGCAAGAUUAGGUGCCGAAGCUAAAACAGCACAAGAAAUGGUACGUGCUGCUACGAAGAGGCUAAAGGAAGCCAAAAAGGAAGUGCAAACUGCCAAAGAAGAAAGAGACACUCUUAGUGCAGAACAACAGCAAUUGCUGAAAGAAAAGAACAAGUUAACUUUUACUAUUAACGACUUGCUAGAGGAAGUAAAAGGUGAUAAUGACAGCAAGAAACGAGCUCAACAAGAGUUGGAAAAGUUGAAGUCUAAUAUCGCUGCUCGAGAAACCGAGCUAAAGUCUCUUAAGCCAGAGUAUGAACGAAUGAAACGUGUUGAAGAGGAGUGUACACGAGAAUUACAGUUAAAAGAGCAGAAACGUAAAGAAUUAUAUGCUAAACAAGGUCGUGGUAGUCAGUUUACCACUAAGGAUGAAAGAGAUAAGUGGAUACAAAAUGAGCUUAAGCAGCUUACGAAACAGAUAAAGGAUAAAGAAGAGCAUCAAAAAAAAAUUAGCGAAGAUUUAAAACGUGAUGCAGAGAAACAGAUUGCUUUGGAGAAAAAAAUAGGAGAUCAUACACGCGAGAUGGAACAACAACGUGCGUCAAUAGACGAUCAUAACAAGCAAUAUUAUGAGCUUACAAAAUCGAAAGAUCAGUGUCAAGCAACUCGAAAAGAACAGUAUCGGCAGGAGAGUGUAUUGCAAUUAAAUUUAUCUGGUCUAAAGGAGGAUUUAGCGAAAGCAGAUCAAAGUCUAAGAUCCAUGGCUGGCAAACCUAUUUUGAAUGGCAGGGAUAGCGUACGCAAAGUACUAGACACUUUUCGUGGACGAAAAGAUAUGGUUAAUGAAGUGAGCAGCUACUAUGGGCCUGUAAUUGAAAAUUUCAACUGUGACAAGAGCGUCUAUAUGGCAGUUGAAGUAACCGCCGGGAAUAGAUUGUUUCAUCACAUUGUGGAGACCGACAAGUUUGGUACAAAAAUUUUAAAAGAAAUGAACAAUCAACGGUUACCGGGAGAAGUAACUUUUAUGCCACUGAAUAGACUUCACGUAAAGGAUAUUGAUUAUCCGCAGACCUCUGAUGCUAUACCCAUGAUAUCCAAAUUGAAUUAUGAUCCCAAAUUUGAUAAAGCGUUAAGAUAUAUAUUUGGAAAGACUUUGAUCUGUCGUAAUCUGGAAGCAGCAACGACUUUGGCGCGGGAUUCUGGCUUAGAUUGUGUUACGUUAGAAGGAGAUCAAGUUUCAUCCAAAGGCUCCUUAACUGGCGGAUAUUUCAAUACACUCAGGUCUCGGCUUGAGAUACAAAAAACUAGAUCGGAAUUAAUGUCACAAAUUUCUACUCUUGAAACCCAAUUAACGACGCUUAAGGAAGAAAUCAGAAAGGCGGAUCAAAAUAUUAGUUCUUACGUUAGCGAAAUGCAGAGAACUGAAACUAAAAAUAGUAAAGCUAAAGAUAUAUACGACAAAAUGAAAGCAGAAAUACGUCUUAUGAAGGAAGAAUUAAGUGCUAUAGAAAGGUAUCGGACGCCAAAAGAAAAAAGUCUUGCACAAUGUACUUCAAGUUUGGAAGCUAUGCGUGCGACUAAAGAUGGCCUGGAGAGUGAAUUACAUCAAGAACUUAUGGCACAGUUAUCCGUUGCGGAUCAGCAUCAGGUCGAUACUUUAAAUGAUGAUAUCAGACGUUUAACAAAGGAAAACAAAGAAGCGUUCGCAAAACGAAUGCAAUUAGAAGCAGAGAAGAAUAAGUUAGAGAACUUAUUAACGAACAACUUAGUGAGGAGGAAGGACGAGCUAGUUCAAGCUUUACAAGAGAUAUCGGUCGAAGAUCGACAGCGUCAGCUUGAUUCAUCAAAGAUCCAGUUAGCGGAUAUCGAAAAGAGAUUAGUGAAGGUAAACGAGGACUUCAAAGCACAAAAUGAAAAAGUAACCAAUGCCAUGAAGAAACAAAAAUCGGAGUCUGCGGAAGUUGAGAAAUGGAAAUUAAAAGAAAAAGAAGCGCAAGAGAAGAUUGAAGCGGAUGCGAAAGACUUGGAAAAAUUAGCAAGCAAGUUAAAUAUCCUGCAACAGAAAAUAGUAGAGUGUACACAAAAAAUUACUGAACUUGGCGCAUUGCCUAGUCACGAAGCUUAUUCUAAGUUUAGUACAAUGUCCACGAAACAGCUUUUUAAGGAAAUGGAAAAGGCAAAUAAUCAUUUAAAAAAAUAUAGCCAUGUGAAUAAAAAAGCUUUGGAUCAGUUUAUGUCCUUCAGCGAUCAGAAAGAAAGAUUAGUGAAACGGAAAGAAGAACUGGAUCGAGGCGACGAGAAAAUAAAAGAACUCAUGUCAGUACUUGAACAGCGCAAAUGUGAAGCGAUACAAUUUACAUUUAAGCAGGUGAGCAAGUAUUUCAGUGAGGUAUUCAAAAAGCUUGUACCUUCGGGCCAUGCACAAUUGGUUAUGAAGACUGCGGACGGCGAUGAAGGGGAUGAUGGAACAGCGGAGCCAUCAGAUUCUGAUAGAUUUAUAGGCGUAGGUAUAAAGGUGUCAUUCACAGGACAUAGAGGCGAAAUGCGAGAGAUGAAUCAAUUAUCUGGUGGACAAAAAUCACUCGUAGCGUUGGCCCUGAUAUUCGCGAUACAAAAAUGCGAUCCUGCACCGUUUUACUUGUUCGACGAAAUCGAUCAGGCACUAGAUGCACAACACAGAAAGGCAGUAGCAGAUAUGAUCCACGAGCUUAGUUCUGAUGCUCAGUUCAUCACCACAACAUUCAGACCGGAAUUACUGCAUCAUGCAAACAAAUUCUAUGGAGUGAAGUUCAGAAAUAAGGUUUCGCAUGUCGAAUGCGUGACGCGGGAAGAAGCGGCUGAUUUCGUCGAGGACGAUACAACACACGGUUAAAAUAUUCAUAAUUUACAAUCAAGUUUUUUUGCGUAAUUUUAGGAAAUAACACACGUACAAAUGGAUCAACUUUGUUAUAAUUUCCGUUGAGGUUUUCUUCAUAUUGACAGGUUUUUUGAGAUACUUUACGUAUGAAAUCACAUAAAGAGAAAAAAUAAUUUUUU
Molecule: messenger RNA, 3923 nt
Organism: Trachymyrmex cornetzi
Lineage: Eukaryota; Metazoa; Arthropoda; Insecta; Hymenoptera; Formicidae
Gene: SMC3
Product: structural maintenance of chromosomes 3
Exons: 19
Coding region: 151-3759 (1202 amino acids)
Biological process (GO): chromosome organization
Cellular component (GO): chromosome
Molecular function (GO): protein binding; ATP binding; ATP hydrolysis activity
Source: RefSeq, a predicted model, not a curated record